AUUCUCUCCCUCAAUAUAUAUGCACUACUCUGUUCUUCUUCUUCUUCUACUUCUCUCUCUUCUGUACUUAAAGAAACCACACUGUUCAAAUAAACCUCCCAAGAAAAAUGGAAAACAGAUUCAAAAUGCGAAUUUCUCGCAUGUUCCGAUCAUCACUGGCUUCCUGCCGUCCAAAGGACAUCACCGCUAACGUCAUUGAACGAUCACCGAUUUUUCUCCCUGGCAGCAGCAGCAGCAGCACCACCACCACCACCCACCGGCACCACCAGUUGAUUGAGCUUUUAUCUCCUAAACCGCCGCCUCCGCCGCUGCCACCUCAUCUCUCCGGCCGAGGUAAACAACUCAAAUGGUCCCAAACGGGCCGUAACAAGAAACCCCUGUUCUCGUUGACCGAAACAGAGGGUCAAAAGUGUCCCCCUGUUUCUCCAAGUUCACCUUUCCUCAACACUUUCUACGAUCACCAUCAUCAUCAAGAUCGGUCAGCAUCAUCAUCGUCUUCGUCUAAGAACAAGGAAAAGACGAAAAAGACUAAAAAGCCGAAAAGGGUUCGUUCCAAGAUCAAAUCUUUCGGCCUCCACGACGAGUUUCCGGCUUGCAAUUACAACGGGCUGUUCAGCAGCGACGACGGCGAUGACGACGUCGACGUGGACAGCGACGACAUAACAACCUUAUUCUCCUCGAGAUCCCUCUCCUCCGACUCCUCAGAAUCGUUGUCCCGGAGCCGGAGUUGCCGGAUUGUCCAGAGGACGAAUUCCGACAACUUUCACCACCGGUACGGCCGGCAACAAAAAUCAAGAACGACCGGAGUAAAAGACGAUUUGGAAAUCAUGGGCCCACGUUCGACGUCGAUGCUGGCGGGACUGAAAAUGGAAGGCAAAGUGAAGGACAGCUUUGCGGUGGUGAAGCGUUCCAGUGAUCCGUACAAUGAUUUCAGAACUUCAAUGGUGGAAAUGAUUCUGGAAAGGCAGCUGUUUUCAGCCGAUGAGCUUGAGAAGCUGUUACAGUGUUUUCUGUCCCUCAAUGCUUACCAACAUCACCGAGUUAUCGUCCAAGUUUUCACUGAGAUUUGGGAAGCUUUAUUUUCAAAUCGUUGAAGUUCGUCUGACGUUGAUUAUGCUUUAAUUAAUGUUGUUGUUUGUUGUUCAGAUUAAUGACUGGAUUAGUUAGUGUUCUACUGACUGACUGUUGUGUAACGUUGUCGACUAAUUAAUCUUAAUGGAGUUUAAAACUCUAAUGAUCCUUUUUUUUUUUUUUUGGGUCUUCACGAGUGAUUUAAUCUGAUUUGAUGAGACUCUGAAAAAGCUAG
Messenger RNA from Oldenlandia corymbosa var. corymbosa, 1306 nucleotides. The record is from the annotation of a GenBank genome assembly. Lineage: Eukaryota; Viridiplantae; Streptophyta; Magnoliopsida; Gentianales; Rubiaceae.